AUGGUAGCCCCCUUUCUGCUGCCGGCCCUCCUGGCGUUCUUUGCCGCCACGGCCUCUACUUCUACACCUACUAUUCAUAAGGUGCCGAUCGGGGGUGGUAACCAGACAUGCAGGUAUAUUCCCGGAGAUGCAGGCUGGCCGAGCCAGCGCCAAUGGGCCCGACUGAACAGCACUGUGGGUGGGCGGCUGAUAGCUACGGUGCCCGUGGCGCAUGUCUGUCACCUCCAGGGGCAGUUCGCCGCAUACGACCAAGAGUCAUGUAGUACUCUAGGCACGGCCUUCCAGGAUUCGGGCCCGGCCACCCUAUGCCCUAUACCCGGCGAGGUUCUGAACCCCUACUGGCAGAACGAGACGUGCUCGCCAUUCACUGCCCCGGGGGUAUCUUGCGAGCUCGGCAACCGCGCAGCGUAUUCCAUUAACGUGACGGGACCCGCUGACGUGCAAGCUGGUCUGGCGUUUGCCACCGCCAACAACAUCCGUCUGGUCAUUAGGAAUACCGGCAUCGACUACUUGGGUAAGUCCACUGGCCAAGGGGCGCUGGCCCUGUGGACGUACAACCUCAAAGCCAUCGAGAUCAUACCCGGCUACGAGACCCCCCUGUAUACGGGACCGACUGUGAAGCUCGGCGCCGGUGUGACUGCGGGAGAGGCGUACGAGGCCGUGCAAGGCUCGGGAUACCGUAUUAUCGCCCCCGAGUGCGGACUGACGGGUGUCGUGGGGGGCUAUGCCCAAGGUGGAGGCCAGUCACAGCUCAUCACCGCCUAUGGGAUGGCGGCCGACCAGGUUCUCGAGUGGGAGCUUGUCACGCCACGCGGCGAAUACCUUUUGGCGACUCCCGAGCACAACAGCGACCUGUAUUGGGCCCUGGCCGGCGGCGGCGGCGGUACCAACGGCGUGGUUCUCGGAGCGACCUUCAAAGCCUACCCCGAAGGGCCCGUGGCUGGCGGCGAGAUGGUCGUGCAGAGCGCCAACACGACCGCGCUGUUCGAAGCGAUCGGGAUUUGGUUUCACCAGGGGCCCUCGUACGUGGAGAGCUCGCGCAACAACAUCCAGUUCUUCGUCACGAACGACACCUUGACCGUCCUCAACUUCGUCAUGCCGGACCAGAACGCCUCGUCCAUCGACGAGCUGCUGGGGCCCUUCCUUCCAGAGCUGGGCCGGCUCGGACUCAACUACACGUUCACCACCACCGACUACCCAACCUACCUGGACAGCUUCAUCGCGUCGUACGGGCCCCUGCCGUACGGCGACCUCUGUCCCAGCUUCCCCAUCAUUUCCAGCCGGGUGAUUCCUCGGGCCACUGUGCUCGACCCUGCUGCCAACCGCCGCCUGGUGGACCUAUACCGCAACAUCACCGACGGCGGCACGUGGUGGGUUGGAUGCUCGUUCUUGAACGUUGACGAUAGUCCUGGCUCCGCGCGGCCACCGCACCCUCCCAACUCGGUGCACCCGGUCUGGCGCAGCGCCGUCGCCUACUGCAACCCGCAGACGCACGGGCCGUACGGCUGGAAGGAACCCGCGGCUGUCACGGCCCUGAGGCGCACCCUCGUCGACGAUAUCUUCCCCGCACUGGAAGCGGCGACGCCGGGCGGAGCUGUGCAGAACGAGAUUGAUCCGACGUACCGGGGGGACUGGAAGGAGACGUUCUACGGGGCGAACUAUGACCGCCUGUUGAGCAUCAAGCACGCGUAUGAUCCUAGUUUCAACAUGUAUGGGCUGUUUGCCGUGGGCUCGGACGAGUUCAGGAUGGAUAAAGCGGGGCGGCUGUGUAGAGCUUGA
Molecule: messenger RNA, 1779 nt
Organism: Anthostomella pinea
Lineage: Eukaryota; Fungi; Ascomycota; Sordariomycetes; Xylariales; Xylariaceae
Source: the annotation of a GenBank genome assembly